Molecule: messenger RNA, 9089 nt
Organism: Patiria miniata (bat star)
Lineage: Eukaryota; Metazoa; Echinodermata; Asteroidea; Valvatida; Asterinidae
Exons: 61
Coding region: 96-8828 (2910 amino acids)
Biological process (GO): proteolysis; cell-matrix adhesion
Cellular component (GO): membrane; extracellular matrix
Molecular function (GO): calcium ion binding; zinc ion binding; metalloendopeptidase activity
Source: RefSeq, a predicted model, not a curated record
CGCGGCCUAAUCAGCCGCAGUAAUUCCGAACUUUACCAAAACGGAUAUCGCCGCCGCUUCUACUAUCGGGAAAAGGGAAAAUAAAGGCGGGGAAAAUGCUUCUCUUGUCGGUGCUUCUUGUCAGUUCCAUCACGGUGGUUCACUCGGGCAAAAUAGAGACAACUGCCGACUGUAUGAUGUACUUGUCGAAGUACGGCUAUGUACGCCCCACCACCGAAGGCGCUAACAUGAACGAAGAAGAUAUAAUAGCGGGCAUCUACAAAUUCCAGAGCAUGGCUCAUAUUGCGGAAACUGGCGAGUGUGAUGCAGCAACGAAGGCGAUGAUGAACAAGCCUCGAUGUGGUUUCCCAGAUUUCGAUGACGAUAUGGACGCAAAGAGAAGGAAACGCUACGUGCUGUUUCAUACAAAAUGGUCCAAGACGGACUUGACCUAUCGCAUCGACUCCGUGACACCAGAUAUUCCCGACCCAUCACAUGUGAAAGACACUUUUGCCAAUGCCCUUCGAGUUUGGGCUGAAGUCUCGUCACUGACAUUUACCAAUGCAUCUUGGGACGAAGCUGCCGACUUCGUGAUUAACUUCUAUGGAGAGGGCCAUGAUUUAGACAUAGAGUCCGAUGGGGCAGGAGGGGUUCUGGCUUUCGCCUAUUUGCCUGAGGAUGGUAGAUCAUUUUUUGAUGACAAUGAAACCUGGAGCAUCAAUGAAUCGCCCCUGCCAGGAAUCGACCUGUUGUUUGUAGCAGUGCACGAGUUUGGCCAUAGCCUGGGUCUGCUGCAUAGUAACAUUACGGAUGCGGUGAUGUAUCCGUAUUACCCUGGGUACGAUCCAAACUUCAGUCUCCACGAAGAUGAUAUCGCCGGCAUUCAGGCUUUGUACGGUGAUUCUAAUUUUACUCGGCCGACGAUUCCGGUGCCAACCGCUACCAACCCUGGGGUUUUGUUUCCAUUUGGAGUCGUGGAAGGAGACACGUUUCUUCCACCCAGUGACGAUGGAAGCACCGGAAGCAUUCCUUUAUCUUCAAGCUUCCCUUUUUACGAUUACAGCCAUAACUCUCUCUUUGUGAACACAAAUGGUUUGAUUUCCUUCCUGGUCCAAGUCUCAGGGUUUACCACGUCACCAUUCCCGCUGGGUGGUAACAGACGCUUGGUGGCGGUAUUCUGGGGGGACGUGAAUACCAACUAUGGGGGAACCGUGUCCUACCGUGAACUUCAUCGUAAUACCAGCACCGAGGAGCUAUUCGAUCGGUCAGAUAAUAUCACCAGACAGGCUUCAGGCAACUAUUCUCAGUUUUCAGCAUCGUCGAUGUUCAUCGCGACGUGGGACAAAGUUCCAUUUUAUGGAGCCAAUGCUGUAGGACGUGAAAUAACCAACACAUUUCAGGUUGUACUUGUGACCGAUGGUAGCCUUUCCUUUGCCAUUUACAACUAUGAGGACAUUCGUUGGACGUCCGGCGCAUAUUUGGGUGGAAGUAGCUCCACUGGACUGGGCGGUACCCCAGCUCAGGUUGGAUUCAAUAGUGGUGACGGCUUCAAGUACUGCAGUCUUCCCGAAUCCAGAACGGAUGCCAUCGUUGACGUUGACCUACAGACGAACAUCGGCAAAAGAGGGCGCUUUCUGUUUCGUAUCGACAGUACUAGCGAAAUCAGUGAAGGCCAAGGAUGCGAGAUGUUGCACGACCCUGACGAUUGUGCCCCCAACCCUUGUGAGAAUGGUGGGAUAUGUGUUGAUAGAUUCAGAAGCUACAUUUGCUUUUGCAUCGAUGGAUACACUGGUGUCAACUGUACAACACCUCCAGCGAUUCCAGCUACAACUGAAGAAUUAACCAGCACUUCAGAACAGAUCAUCACUGUAACACAAUCUACACAACUACCACCUACGCAACAACCACCAUCCGGACAACCAACAUCAGGACAACCACCAUCCGGACUACCAACAUCCGGACAACCACCAUCCGGACAACCACCAUCCGGACAACCAACAUCCGGACAACCAACAUCAGGACAACCAACAUCAGGACAACCAACAUCAGGACAACAACCAACAACCAGCCCAUUGUCAACAACAUUUCCGGUACAAACCUCCAUGAACACCACCAACCCUGGGAUUUUGUUUCCCUUUGGAGUCGUGGAAGGAGACACAUUUCUUCCACCCAAUGACGAUAGGAGUUCUGGAACUAUUCCUUUAUCUUCAAGCUUUCCUUUGUACAAUUACAACCAUAACUCUCUUUUUGUGAACACAAAUGGUGUGAUUUCCUUCCUGGUCGAAGUCUCGACGUUUACCCCGUUACCAUUCCCGCUGGACGGAGACAGACGCUUGGUGGCGGUAUUCUGGGGAGACGUGGAUAUCAGGUAUGGGGGCAGCGUGUCUUACCGUGAACUUCAUCGUAAUAUCAGCACCCAGGAGCUAUUUAACUGGUCAGAAACUAUCGUCAGACAGGCUUCAAGCGACUAUUCUCGGUUUUCAGCAUCUUCGAUGUUCAUCGCGACGUGGAACAAAGUACCUUUUUAUGGAGCCAAUGCUGCAGGACGUGAAAUAACCAACACAUUUCAGGCUGUGCUCGUGACCGAUGGCAGCCUUUCCUUUGCCAUUUACAACUAUGAGGACAUUCGCUGGACAACCGGCACAGCAAGCGGUGGAAGCAGCUCCACUGGACGGGGCGGUACCCCAGCUCAGGUUGGAUUCAAUGGUGGUGACGGCGUCAAUUACUGCAGUCUUCCCGAAUCCAGAACGGAUGCGAUCGUUGACGUUGACCUACAGACAAACAUCGGCACUAGAGGGCGCUUUUUGUUUCGCAUUGACAGUAUCAGCGAAAUCGAUCAAGGAUGCGAGAUAUUGCACGACCCUGACGAUUGUGACCCCGACCCUUGUGAGAAUGGUGGGAUAUGUGCUGAUGGUUUUAGAAUGUACACUUGCUUAUGCGUCAAUGGAUACACAGGUGUCAACUGUACAACACCUCCAGUUAUCGACGAAUGCGAUCCAGCUUCGCCGUCACAUAACUGCGAUGUGAAUGCCAUUUGUAGCGACACGCGUUAUAGUUUCAUCUGCACUUGCUCGGCUGGAUAUGCUGGGAACGGCACAUUUUGUACAGAUGUCCAGUCGCCAAACAUCACAUGUCCCGCUAACCAGACAGUUUACACAAACUGUCGCAAGACCUAUUCAACAGUGUCACUACCGGACGCAGAUUUUGCUUCGGACAACUCAGGAGUAUAUUCCAUCUCGAUUGAUGUGGACGGGUCUGCUUAUCAGGCUUCCGUCACCGUCAGCCUCGACCUCUCGGCCUCACCUCAUUUGCUGCGCUACACUGCUACUGAUGAGUCCGCCAAUUAUGCAGAGUGUGAAAUGAGCAUCACAGUUGCUGAUGAACCAGAUGCUUCAUUUUGUACUGCCACGGGCAACCCCACGAACUGCAUAUGUCUGCCCCAGCACGCACCGUAUUGCAAUUGCUCGUCGGGGUACUGUGGACAUGAUUGUUCUCAGUCAGCCGAGGGAGUUGAGUGCACUGGUCCAGCUGUGCCCUAUCCUAAUUGCACAGACAUUGAUGAGUGCAAUCCAGGGCACUCGGGGCCACGCUGUGAAGCCGACAGCACAGUUCAGUGUCCCGAGGUUGGUAACACGUGUCUUGACGAAGGGGUUUCAUCAGUGUCAGUCGGUUGGACACUAUCGGCAGACUUAGACCCAAGUUCGGAUGAUAUUACUUGUAGAGACUUGACUGAUGGAGCCACAGUGAAUAUCACAGGUGGAGUGUUUGGAAUAGGGCCACACCACGUGGUUUGCUCGUCAAAUGCUGGUGCCUUUGCAGAUUGCCUCAUUUCGUUCAGUGUUUCAUCAUAUCCAAGACUCGCAGUACCGGAAGUGGGUGCUCAGUGUACGGACCCAGGCAUGGACACAGCUACAGUGACAUGGAGUGAGGUUUAUGCCAUGGACGCUGGGGAAGUCACCAUCGAUUGCACAGAUUCUGGUGAUGGCAUCGGUGUCGAUCUUACAGGAGGUGUAUUUGGAGUGGGGAACUAUACCAUCACCUGUAUCGUUACCAAUGACGUUGGCUGUGUGACCUCGAAGAACUUCACCUUCACUCUAUACAAGAAUCAUCUGUUCACGUUUGGUGCCGAGGUUGGUGAUUUCCUCCUGUCAAAUGUACCCCAGCAGCCACAAUUGUCAAGUAAAGACUUGAUAUCACCCACCAUCUCCCCACCAAAUUUCUUCCCCUUCUGCCAAGAACUUUAUGAGAAACUGUAUUUCACUGACAAUGGCGUGAUUGUUCUCUCAAACGAUCGACGUCUGGACAAACGUGCAUUCUCGAGUGCUACACUUCCUUUCUUCACUGGCGAUGAGGCAAUGAUAACGCCAUUUUGGGCCGAUGUUAAAGGCGAUGCCUUUACCCCGACCAGUAACGUUUUCUGGCAGGUGUAUGAUCAGUACGACGAAAAUGUCAACCAGGACAAGUUGGACAGCAUCAGCGCUGCUGUGUCGACCAAAUUUGGCACAUUUUCAGCAAACUGGGCACUCGUAGUCACCUGGAGUAACGUUAAAUUAGCGUCUACGUUAUCGGAUGGGACAAACACAUUCCAAGCUGUGCUGGCAACGGAUGGAAUCCAUGGCUUUGUGAUAUUCAAUUACGAUCCCUGCGGCACCAACUGGGACUUCAGUUUCCUACUAAACAGGAAUGUCAUCCAGGGCUUUACCUGCAGAGGGACUUUCGCUCAGUCUGUCUACGUGGACAUACCAAGUGAAUCGCUGUACCGCCCCGGUAACAUCGAAGGCAAUACGGGUCAGACAGGACGUUGGAUGUUCCGCCUCAACACACCAAGCCCGGGCUUCGUCAAUCCACGUCUUGAGUGCCACGAUUGGUACCAUCGCCAGUCACCUUACCCUUUAUUUGAUGACUACUUUCCUAGUUUCCAGGACAUUUGCCCUUGCAGUCUGCAGAGUGCCUCGUUUGACAGGCGAUUCAUAGAGGUUCCAGCCUACAAUGUGCCUUGGGAACUACAAUUUGACUCGGGAUUCCCUGUUGUUUGUUUCGUGCGUCUGUUCCAAGUGCCUGGAACUCCAGGUCCUCGGUGUUGCUACAAUACCUUUACCUGCGAUCUCCUGUACGAUGUAAGGAGCCCAAGAAUCGCUUCAGUCUUCGAGCGCUACCCACUCAGCCCAGCGUUUUACACAGAGGACUUGUACCAACAGUGGCUAGACGAGGAGGUGUGGGCUCGCUAUUAUUGCUGUGGGCGAUCAGAUCUUUGCCAUCUGUACAGAGAGUGGCGCCCUCCCAUGUUUUGUUGGUCGUACCGUCCUCUUGCCUGGGUGUGGGGCUGGGGAGACCCCCAUAUCGUUACCAUCGAUGGAUUGGAGUACUCCUUCAAUGGUCUGGGAGAAUAUACACUGGUACUCAUCGAAGAUGGUGAUGGACAACGAGUCUUUGAGCUGCAAGGUCGUACACGACAGGCCGUGGAUACAGAGACAGGACAACUUAGCCAGGCCACUGUCUACUCUGGUUUCGCUGCAGAGUACACAGGACAAGGAAGGGUUGAGAUCAAAUUAAGUAAUGAUGCCAUGGAUUUAGUGACGACUGUCAAUGGUGAUAUUGUCACACCUACAGCUGAAGGAUUGCUGUUCAACAGUCUUCGUCUAACGAGGUCGGAUAAUCCCAUCGAAGUGAGCGUCAUAUACGCGGAAUAUGUCACCUUUACUGUUAGGGUUAACAACAGCAUGGCCGACAUAACCAUCCUCUUCAACCAGGACUUCAGAGGCAGAACUAAGGGACUUCUAGGUGUGUGGGAUGAUGACCCAAGCAAUGACACUUUGAGGCGUGAUGGCACAUUGCAAUCAGCCUCUGGUGACAAUGGAGAGUUGCUGGAGAUUGAUUUCUUUGAAUUUGGCGAAACGUGGCGCAUUACUGAUGCCGACUCCCUGUUCUACUACCUGCUUCCUAAUGAAAGCUACGACUCCUUGAACGACCCUAACUUCAAUCCAGACUUUCUGCAAGAUUUGCUUGACAGAUUACCGCAGGACAAAAUCGACGAGGCCAAAGCAGUCUGCGGGUCCAGCAAAGCGUGUCUGUACGAUUCCUUGGCCCUGAAUGAUACAAGCAUCGGUAUGGCUACAUUAGUACUCAAUGAGAUGAACACCAUUAACAUGGCGUUGUCAACCAACUUCCCGCCGAAUCUGACGCUUGUGGAGACCAUCGCGGUUGUUGUAGGGCAGACCUUUACCUUGCAGUUAGAAGCAGCUGAUCCAGAUGGAGAUAAUAUCACAUACCACCUGCUUCAGACGGUAGAAGGGGCAUCAAUUUCAUCAGAUGGCGGUCUUUUCACAUGGACUCCUACAAACAGGUCCAAGGUCUCGAUUGGUUUCCUAGCCACAGACGGUAGAGCCAAUGCAACGCUUGAACCCAUUGUGAAGCUUUGUGAUUGUGAGAAUGAUGGCACAUGUCUGUUUGAUCAGUUCGUUAGUGGAACCAACCUUGUGGAGGAUCGCUUCGGGGUGGUGUUGUGUGAGUGUCAGAUGGGCUUCACUGGUGAGUCUUGCGAUAUGGAUUAUGACGCCUGCGCCGACAACCCUUGUUUCACGGGUGUGGCUUGCACUGAUGAGGCCCCGCCAUCGUACAACAGCACCUGCGGACUUUGCCCUGAAGGACUCGAGGGAGACGGCAGGAGCUGCCAAGAUAUCAACGAGUGUGAGUUGUACAGAAACCAAACAGCUAGCAGUGGCGGACCAGGCUGUGAUCAAAACUGUGACAACAUCCUCUUGAACUUCACGUGCAGUUGCAAUCCUGGAUAUUUACUGCACGAGGAUGGCAGACGGUGCAUCGAAAUACCUGCAACUAUGGCUGCUGUCUCAACUGCAGCUUCAACAACAACUUAUCCCCCGAAGAGCACUACCGCAGAAGCGCCAUCACCGACUGCUCCGAUGUCGACUGCAGCUUCAACGACAUAUCGGUCGGCCACCUCUCCUGCAGGCAUUCCAUCAACGACCCCUCAGCGAUCUGCUGCGACUCCAGCAGCGACUUCCAAAACGACAACUGCAGGUUUGACUUCAAUAGUGACUUCGAAAUCGACUUCUACAGAAACAACCGCAAAUCCAAUACCAACUACCAGUCCAGGAGCAUCCCUUCCAGAAACGACAUCUGUAUCAGGUUCUGACGGUAGGGUGCCGACAAGUGCUGGUUCGACCACUAGGUCAACCACUAAAGAGCAAUCAGGAACAACUGAGACAAUGACCACUUCAAAAUCGGUUGGAGAGCAACCGCGCACGACUGCGAAAAUGACCACUGCAAAGCCAGUUGCAGAUCCAACGACUGAGCGAAUCACAAGUACAGUUUCAAAUUCUCGCACCUCGGCAGAACCUUCAACUAAAGAGCAAAUGCGCACAACUGCAAAAAUGACCACUGCAAAGCCAGUUGCAGAUCCAACGACUGAGCGAAUUACGAGUAAAGUUUCAAAUGCUCGCACUUCGGCAGAACCUACAACUAAAGAGCAAACGCGCACGACUGCAAAAAUGACCACUGUAAAACCAGCUGCAGAUCCAACGACUGAGCGAAUUACGAGUAAAGUUUCAAAUGCUCGCACUUCGGCAGAACCUACAACUAAAGAGCAACCGCGCACGACUGCGAAAAUGACAACUGCAAAACCAGUUGCAGAUCCAACGACUGAGCGAAUUACAAGUAAAAUAUCAACCGCUCGCACCUCGGCAGAACCUACAACAGAAGAUUGCCAGUUAUCGGCCUUCAGCUGUCUAAAUGGAGGGACAUUUGAUGCUGAGUUUUGCGAGUGUGUUUGCCCACUUACUCAUUCAGGAGCAACAUGUGCUGAUGCGAAUCCGUGUCUCUCUAGUAAUAGAUGCCCUGAUGCUCAACACUACUGUCUACCAGAUAUAAACCAAGAUGGCUUCACUUGCAUUUGCAAUGUUUUCAACGGGUCUUUCCCGCAAGAUGAUGGUGCUUGUCAACAACUUCCGUCUAAACAGAUUGUGUUGACAGCUAAUUUGGAUUUCAACCAGACCUACAAAAAUCCAACAUCAAGUGCAUUCCAGAGAUUAGCUGCUGUGUUUGAACGAGCGAUUUUGAUGAGGCUUAAGGAGCAUCCAUCUACCAACGGUGUAUUGUCAGUGCACGUCCCGUGGAUGGAGGAAGGCAGUGUUAUCGUGAGGUCUGUGGCUUCAUUUGAAAACGUUGCGCCCUCAAACGUCGCCAUACAGGAAGUCAUGUCAAGCAGUCUAUCACUGAGUGACGGCAAUACAGUCAUCGACAUCAACCGUGAUUCUGUAAUCGUAAACGAUGGGGAAGUAGUCUGUGCACCAACCUACUGCAAGAAUGGCGGGACGUGUAACACGUCUGGGAACUUUCCUUACCAUUCGUUUACGUGCAGCUGUCAAGCUUCACAUACUGGGGAGCGUUGCGAGACAGAAAUCGACGGGCCCGGUUCGGACGGUCUGUCCACCAUUGCCUUAGUACUCAUCAUCGUUGGAUGUGCUGUGCUUAUUCUCGUGGUGGCGUGCAUGCUGUUCUGCAUGUGUCUUCUCCUUUUGAGGCAACGUACCAAGCCACUUGCUUACCGUGACCACAUACAGCGGUUGGGUGUGCCUAGAGAAAGCCGGAGCAUUCUUGAUCUGAGCACGGAGUCUGGUGAUGUCCCCCGCAUGGCAGAUUUUGAUGAUGAGAGGGGUAGGAUGAGUCGUCUGAUGCACGUCAUGAGUCGCUCUCCCUACCUACAGCAGGGUUUACCGGGCCGAGAGGAGUUUAUCCGGCCCUAUAUAGCAACAGGACUGGAAGGGCCGUACCGUCAAGAUCCUCACGCCGAGUAUGCAGGACGCGUGGUGCGCAAUCCGAUGGCCAUCUAAAAUUCAUCGCCAACGAUUGCAUUUUAAUGUUCUGUACCAGUCUCAAGUCAAUGUAUUACUGCACUGGGAAAAUGCCUGGGUUAAUUUUACCCAUGCAAGGGUGAAAACUGCAACUACCAAAAAUUGGGUUCGCCUUUACCUAAUCGUUUGAGUCGGGGUGAUCUAAAUCAAAUUAGGUUUUGCCCUUCACCGACGUCGCAGACGUCUGCACUGGAAAGCAGGAGGUCGUGGAUUCGAGUCCCAUCGGAGUGAUUUUUUCCA